This is a messenger RNA of Neoarius graeffei (lesser salmon catfish), 7432 nucleotides long. RefSeq names its product protein NLRC5-like. The transcript has 39 exons. The record is from RefSeq and is a predicted model, not a curated record. NCBI's taxonomy places the organism in Eukaryota, Metazoa, Chordata, Actinopteri, Siluriformes, Ariidae. Gene Ontology annotation, molecular function: protein binding. The coding region runs from base 140 to 7432 and encodes 2430 amino acids.
AAUCACAAGAAUCUCUUCUUCAGCAGCACAGCUCAUCUGUUUUAGUCGGAAACGUGUUUGGACGUGAUGGAGCCUGCAAAGGAGAACUAAAGGAAAUAACCGGAUUAAGAGUGAAGCAGAGGUUUGACUUUCUGAGAGAAUGUCGGGGGAGUGUGAAGAAAUCACAACCACUGAAAUGAGUCUUCCUGAGGGGAAAUGCAAGAAUCAAAGUGCAACAGAGAAAAGGCCAAAUUCUCCUGAAGUCAGCUGUGCGUCCUUGAAGAGUGAGCGGUCAAUGCUGGCCGCUAUGGACUUUAAAGGUGGACCAUCCUCUCAGGAAAGUGCAACAGAGAAAAGGCCAAAUUCUCCUGAAGUCAGCUGUGUGUCCUUGAAGAGUGAGCGGUCAAUGCUGGCUGCUAUGGACUUUAAAGGUGGACCAUCCUCUCAGGAAAGUGCAACAGAGAAAAGGCCAAAUUCUCCUGAAGUCAGCUGUGCGUCCUUGAAGAGUGAGCGGUCAAUGCUGGCCGCUAUGGACUUUAAAUGUGGACCAUCCUCUCAGGAAAGUGCAACAGAGAAAAGGCCAAAUUCUCCUGAAGUCAGCUGUGUGUCCUUGAAGAGUGAGCAGUCAAUGCUGGCCGCUAUGGACUUUAAAGGUGGACCAUCCUCUCAGGAAAGAGGAACUGAAGAAAGACGGCAUUCUUUUAUACCCUGUAAGACUGACCAAUCAGAGCCAGACUUUAAUGAGAGAAGAACCUCUCAGAAAAGACAAAAUUCCUCCCCAGUGAGGGAGCGAACGCGUACACCUAGCACUGACACAACAGCAGGGAUACACUCGAAGGGAAGAGAUCACUGUGAGAUGGAGGCUGCUGUGAAAACUCCCAAAUUAAAAAAGAAGAUGACUGACUUUCUCCACAACAUCUUCAACGAUCUCGAAAUUAAGAUGAUUGUCUUUAUCAAACACGAGCUGGAGAUGUUUAAGAAAUUUCUGAGGAAAGAAAACACCAGAUAUUAUGGAGAGGUGAGAGAUGAUCUGUGGAGCAUUAAAGAAGCAGCUCUUGAUAUGGCAUUGUACUUUCUGAAGUUGAUGGAACACAAUGAUCUCGCUGAUGCACUCCAAGAUGCGCUCAUAGAAGUUCAACAGCGUGCACUCAAAUCAAACCUGUGUAAGAAGUAUAAGUGUGUAUGGGAAGGAAUUGCAAAGCGGGGAGAGUCAAGCAUUCUGAGCAACAUCUACACAGAUCUGUACAUCACUGCAGGUGGAAGUGGACAAAUAAAAGAAGAACACGAGGUGAGACAAAUUGAAAAGCAAAAAACUCGUGGAAAAAAUGGAGACCAUGAAAUUGAGCAAGAAGAACAAAUUGAAUGCAAGGACAUGUUCAAACCAUUACAUGAAGAAGAGAAACCUGUCCGAACUGUGGUGACACAGGGGGUCGCUGGCAUUGGAAAAUCCAUCUGUGUGCAGAAGUUUGUUCUAGACUGGGCUGAAGGGAAUGACUAUCAGGACAUUCAGUUCAUAUUUCCACUGCCUUUCAGAGAACUGAACCUGAUGGAGAAGGAAAUGCGCAGUUUAAGGGACCUCAUCUAUUAUUUCUUUCCAGAAGUAAAAGGAAUGAGAUUCACAAAGAGGUAUAAAGUCAUGCUCAUCUUUGAUGGCCUGGAUGAGUGUCGACUUCCUCUAUCAUUCCAUCAGAAUGAGAUGUGGACUGAUGCAUCAAUGCCAGCCUCACUGGACACUAUAAUGACAAGCCUUAUGAAAGGAAAUCUUCUUCCGUCUGCUCUCAUCUGGAUAACCACUCGACCAGCAGCAGCUGCUAAGAUCCCAGCUGAACAUGUGGACCGGGUCACAGAGGUGCGUGGCUUCAAUGAUGUACAAAAAGUGGAGUACUUCAGAAAGAACAUCAGAGAUGAGAAUCUGGCCAACACAAUCAUUGAUCAUAUUAAAGGCUCAAAAAGCCUCUUCAUCAUGUGUCAUAUUCCAGUCUUCUGUUGGGUUACGGCGACUGUUCUUCAGGAGAUUUUGGGAGGAACAGACAAGGAAGACAUUCCACAGACUCUGACAGAGAUGUACACACGUUUUCUUAUCUUUCAGACCAUACAGGGAGACAAGAAAUACAAUAGAAACAAUGCCUCAGACAUUCCGUGGGAUAAAGAGGGAAUUCUUUCACUGGGAAAGCUUGCCUUUAGUCACCUGGAAGGAAACCUGAUUUUCUAUGCAGAAGAUCUCAAAGCCUGUGGAAUUGAGCUCAAUAACAUAAAGGUGUACUCAGGACUGUGCACUCAGGAGACUGGCAGAUUUGGACAGACGUUUUUCAGCUUUGUUCAUCUCAGCAUUCAGGAGUUCAUUGCUGCCUUGUUUACUUACCUAUUGCUCAGAAAUGAAAAGAAGAAUGUUUUUGAACAGCUUGAAGAGAGCAAGGAAACAAAAGCUAUUGAUUUCCUCAGAAUUACAGUAGACAAGGCUUUGGAGAGUGAAAAUGGACACUUGGAUCUUUUCCUCCGCUUCCUUCUGGGCCUGUCAUUGGAGUCCAAUCAGAAGCUCAUUCGAGGUCUGCUGACACACACAGGAAGCAGCUCUGACUGUCAGAAAGACAUAAUUAACUACAUCAAGGGCAAAUUUAAUCAAAAUCCAUCUCCAGAGAGAUCAAUCAAUCUGUUUUACUGUCUGAAUGAGUUAAAAGAUGAUUCACUCGUGAAAGAGAUCCAAAGUUACAUGAGCUCAGGACGUCUCUCUGAAGCUGAACUCUCACCUGCUCAGUGGUCUGCUCUGGUCUUUGUGUUGCUGACAUCAGAUGAGGAUCUGGAAGUGUUUGAGCUACAGAAAUUCAUAAGAUCAGAUGAAUGCUUUAAAAGACUGCUACCAGUCGUCCAGGAAGCCACAACAGCUCUGCUCAGUGAUUGUAACCUGACAGAGAGAAGCUGCUCAGCUUUACACACAGUUCUCAGCUCUGAAUCCUCCAAACUGACUGAGGUGGAUCUGAGCAGAAACCAUCUGGAGGACUCAGGAGUGAAGCAGCUUUGUGUUGGACUGAAGAAUCCAAACUGUAAACUGGAGAAACUGGGGCUGAAUAAAAGUAAUCUGACUGUGGAGAGCUGUUCAGCUUUAGCCAGCGUUCUCAAAUUAAAGUCCUGCAGUGUGAGAGAGCUGGACCUGAGCAACAACAGUCUGCAGGAUCCAGGAGUCACUCAGCUUUCUGCUGGACUGAAACACCAUCACUGUAAACUGGAGAUUCUGAGACUUUCAGACUGCAGGAUAACAGAGGAAGGAUACGCUGCUCUGGCUGAAGCUCUGAAAUCAUCCCACCUGAUAGAGCUGGAUCUCAGAGGGAACGACCCUGGAGCAUCAGGAGUGAAGCUGCUCACUGAUUUACUCCAGGAUCCAGACUGUAAACUAACAUCACUGAGACUGUUGAAAAGUCCUGAAGCAGAAGAAGCCUGUGGUCGUCUGACUAAAGUUUUAGAGACAAACCCCUUAUUGCAGACGCAUCUGAACCUGAGGGGGAAAAUAAAAGGAGACUCCAAAGUGAAGCAGCUCUCUGCUCUACUGAAGGAUCCACACUGCAGAGCUGAGACACUCACACUGACUGAAUGUAAUCUGAUGAUGGAAAGCUGUAAAGCUCUGGCUGAAGUUCUCAGUUCACACCGUUUUCUAACUGAGUUGGACUUGAGUAAGAAUGGCCUACAGAAUUCAGGUGUCCAGCAAUUAUCUGAAGGACUGAAGAACCAAAGCUGUAUUCUGGAGAUAUUAAGACUGUUGAAAAGUCCUGAAGCAGAAGAAGUCUGUGGUCGUCUGACUAAAGUUUUAGAGACAAACCCCUUAUUGCAGACGCAUCUGAACCUGAGGGGGAAAAUAAAAGGAGACUCAGAAGUGAAGCAGCUCUCUGCUCUACUGAAGGAUCCACACUGCAGAGCUGAGACACUCACACUGACUGAAUGUAAUCUGAUGAUGGAAAGCUGUAAAGCUCUGGCUGAAGUUCUCAGUUCACACCGUUUUCUAACUGAGUUGGACUUGAGUAAGAACGGCCUACAGAAUUCAGGUGUCCAGCAAUUAUCUGAAGGACUGAAGAACCAAAGCUGUAUUCUGAAGAUAUUAAGUUUGUUGAAACGUCCUGCUGCACAAGAGGCCUGUACUUGGCUAAAUUCAGUUUUAGAUGAAAACCCUUUACUCCUAAAAGAGCUGGAUCUGAGCAUGAAGGAACCAGGAGACUCAGGGGUGAAGAAGCUCUCAGCUCUACUGGAAGACUCUCACUGUAAAUUUCAGAAAAUUCGGCUGAAUAAAAGUAAUCUGACUGUGGAGAGCUGUUCAGCUUUAGCCAGCGUUCUCAAAUUAAAGUCCUGCAGUGUGAGAGAGCUGGACCUGAGCAACAACAGUCUGCAGGAUCCAGGAGUCACUCAGCUUUCUGCUGGACUGAAGAAUCCACAGUCUCCACUCAGAACACUGAGACUGUGUAACUGCAGUGUAGCAGCUGAAGGCUGUGCUGCUUUGGCUGCAGCUCUGGAAGAAAAUCCCUCACAGCUCAGAGAGCUGGAUCUGAGCGGGAAUAAAGCAGGAGACUCAGGAAUAAAGCACAUCUCGAACCUCCUACAGAAUUCACACUGCCUCCUGGAAACACUCAAACUUUCAGACUGCAGUAUAACAGAGGAAGGAUACACUGCUCUGGCUGAAGCUCUGAGACUAAACCCAUCAUCACACCUGAGAGAGCUGGAUCUCAGAGGGAACGACCCUGGAGCAUCAGGAGUCCAACAACUUACUGACUGCAAAACUAACAAACUGACACUCAGGUUGUUGAAAAGUGCUGCUGCACAGGAAGGCUAUGAUUUCCUUUCUAGGGUUCUGGGUGAGAACCCGUUACUGCAGAGAGAACUCAAUGUGAGUGAGAAAAUAAACGGAGACUCCGAGGUGAAGCAGCUCUCUGCUCUACUGGAGGAUUCACACUGCAGACCAGAGAUACUCAAGGUAAAUAAGAGCAGGAUGGGAAAUGAAGGCUGUGCUGCUCUGGCAUCAGCUCUGUGUUUAAAGCCGUCACACCUGAGAGAGCUGGAGCUGAGUGGGAAUCCACUGGGAGGAUCAGGAAUGAAGGAGCUCUGGGAUGUGCUGAAAAACCAACAAUUCAAACUGCAAAAACUGGGGUUGUGUCAGUGCCGUCUCUCUGAGGAAGAUUGUGGUGCUGUUGUAUCGGCUCUGAGAACAAACCCCUCACACCUCAAGGAGCUGGACCUGAGUGAGAACACAAUUGGAGACUCAGGAGUGAAGGAGCUCUCUGAUCUACUGCACAACUCAAACUGCACUCUGGAGAAACUGAAACUCAGUAAAUGUCGUCUCACCCAAACACAAUGUGGUGUCCUGGCUAAAGCUCUGGAAUCGAACUCCUCAUCACAUCUGAAAGAGCUGGAUCUCAGAGGGAACGACAGUGUGUCAAGUUGGAAUGUUUUUAGUUAUUUUUUGGGGAAUUCAGAAUCUAAAUUGAUUGUGAGAAUGUUGAGUCCUGAAGCAGAAAAGGCCUGUGAUGUUCUGACUGAACGUCUGGGUAUAAACCCCUUACUGCACAGAGAACUGGAUCUGAGUGGGAAAAUAUCCGGAGACUCAGGAGUGAAGGAGCUCUCGGUUCUACUGAAGGAUCCACAGUGUAGAACUGAGAAACUCAGGCUGAGUAACUGCAGUAUUACAGUGCGCGGCUGUACUGAUCUGAUAUCAGCUCUUACUUCAAACCCUUCACACCUGACAGAGCUGGACCUGAGUGAGAACACACUGGGAAAUCCAGGAGUGACUCGGAUCUCUACUCUACUAAAGAGCUCAUCUGGCAAACUCCAGACGCUUCGUGAUGCAGUGACCGGAGUGAUGCCAUUUUGGACUGGACAGAAGAGUCCAAACUGUAAACUGGAGAAACUGAGACUUUCAGACUGCAGGAUAACAGAGGAAGGAUACACUGCUCUGGCUGAAGCUCUGAAAUCAUCCCACCUGAUAGAGCUGGAUCUCAGAGGGAACGACCCUGGAGCAUCAGGAGUGAAGCUGCUCACUGAUUUACUCCAGGAUCCAGACUGUAAACUGGAGAAACUGAGGUUGUUGAAAAGUGAUGAAGCAGUGAAGGCCUGUGAUUUUCUGACUGAGGUUCUGGAUAAAAACCCUUUAUUGCAGAAAGAACUGGAUCUGAGUGGAAAGAUCUCUUCAGUGUCAGAAGUGAAGCAGCUCUCGGCCCUACUGGAGGAUUCACACUGCACACCUGAGAAACUUACGCUAAGGAAGAGUGGUGUUACAGAAGAAGGCUGUUCUGCUUUGACUUCAUCUUUUCUAUUCAAUCCUGCACACAUAAAAGAGUUGGAUCUGAGUGAGAAUAAAGUUGGAAACUCUGGAGUGCAGAGAGUUUGUGAUCUACUGAAACAUCAGCCAUGUAACCUGCAGAUCCUGAGACUUUCAGACUGCAGGAUAACAGAGGAAGGAUACGCUGCUCUGGCUGAAGCUCUGAAAUCAUCCCACCUGAUAGAGCUGGAUCUCAGAGGGAACGACCCUGGAGCAUCAGGAGUGAAGCUGCUCACUGAUUUACUCCAGGAUCCACACUGUAAACUAACAGCACUGAGACUGUUGAAAAGUCCUGAAGCAGAAGAAGUCUGUGGUCGUCUGACUAAAGUUUUAGAGACAAACCCCUUAUUGCAGACGCAUCUGAACCUGAGGGGGAAAAUAAAAGGAGACUCCGAAGUGAAGCAGCUCUCUGCUCUACUGAAGGAUCCACACUGCAGAGCUGAGACACUCACACUGACUGAAUGUAAUCUGAUGAUGGAAAGCUGUAAAGCUCUGGCUGAAGUUCUCAGUUCACACCGUUUUCUAACUGAGUUGGGCUUGAGUAAGAAUGGCCUACAGAAUUCAGGUGUCCAGCAAUUAUCUGAAGGACUGAAGAACCAAAGCUGUAUUCUGGAGAUAUUAAGGUUGUUGAAAAGUGAUGAAGCAGUGAAGGCCUGUGAUUUUCUGACUGAGGUUCUGGAUAAAAACCCUUUAUUGCAGAAGGAACUGGAUCUGAGUGGAAAGAUCUCUUCAGUGUCAGAAGUGAAGCAGCUCUCUGCCCUACUGGAGGAUUCACACUGCAGACCUGAGAAACUUGCGCUAAGGAAGAGUGGUGUUACAGAAGAAGGCUGUUCUGCUUUGACUUCAUCUUUUCUAUUCAAUCCUGCACACAUAAAAGAGUUGGAUCUGAGUGAGAAUAAAGUUGGAAACUCUGGAGUGCAGAGAGUUUGUGCUCUACUGAAACAUCAGCCAUGUAACCUGCAGAUCCUGAGACUGUUGAAAAGUCCUGAAGCAGAAGAAGCCUGUGGUCGUCUGACUAAAGUUUUAGAGACAAACCCCUUAUUGCAGACGCAUCUGAACCUGAGGGGGAAAAUAAAAGGAGACUCCGAAGUGAAGCAGCUCUCUGCUCUACUGAAGGAUCCACACUGCAGAGCUGAGACACUCACGUGUACUGACUGA